Molecule: messenger RNA, 1459 nt
Organism: Trichoplusia ni (cabbage looper)
Lineage: Eukaryota; Metazoa; Arthropoda; Insecta; Lepidoptera; Noctuidae
Exons: 1
Coding region: 359-844 (161 amino acids)
Biological process (GO): regulation of cell cycle
Cellular component (GO): nucleus
Molecular function (GO): cyclin-dependent protein serine/threonine kinase inhibitor activity
Source: RefSeq, a predicted model, not a curated record
CCCGUCUAAGAGUCCACCUGUGCUCCUUUACAAAAAGCGUCCUUGCUUUCAUUGUUAAGGUUUGCGCGCCAAGUGAGUGAGUGCCAAAAUCGGCGCACGCGGCGAUGCGCGGGAAAACACCGAGCGUCAGUCGUAGUUGGGAAGAGCGCGCGCGCACACGCCGCCACGCCGCGCUUAUAGGUUAGAAUUGGCGCGUCCCGCGGCCGCCAGGUGCGAUCCGUGCCCGCUCUAACCCGCUGCCCGGCCUAUCCUCCCUCUCGCACGCUACCUGCGGACAGCUGUUUUCUCUCGAGAGAUUAGUCAGAUGUUUCUCGCGAACCACUAACCAGUCAGUGUUCACCUGACGCGCGAUACGGUUAUGGCGGCCGGAGGACGUACACCCAAGCAGAGGAGGUUCGAUUUAUCAGCAGGCAUGGCGUUGAGAACCAACACUCCCAGGAGAAGGCGAGGAAGCUGCAAAUGCUUGUUCGGAGCGCCCGACAGGGACGAAACCCGGCGGCUCAUGGCGGAGCAGUACGCCAGGGAGAGGAAGCGGUUCAUCAUCCGGUUCAACUUCGACAUAGAGACGGACUGUACUUACAAGUCAGCGAAGUUCGACUCCCCAGUGAAGUUCUGUGAAGAGGAGAACUCGGAGAGUCCCGUGCGGAUGGCGACGGAGGCGCUGGCGUGCGUGAGCAACACGGAGCUGCGGGUGCUGGGCUCGCCGGCGCGCAGGAGCGGCAGCAGCGCCGCCAGCUCGCCGCGCACGCCGCGCACCCCGCGCACGCCGCGAGCCGCGCGCACGCCGCGCACGCCGCGCACCCCCGCCUCCCGGAGGCAGCUGCAAAUGACAGGUCAGUACUGAACACUAUUGUUUCUAAGCUAUGUAAUAAACAUACAUUGACCAGGGGCUACAAUUGAGGCAAUUUUUCACCGCGUUAUUUAUAAUCUUGUGUCAAUCUUGGCAAUCUCAUUACGUAUUCAGGCACCGUGUUGCAUUAUGCACUAGCCGAGGGAUUGAUCACUGCAUUUUUAUUUUAUGGGGCCAUGUUUGUACUGGGAAUCAUAAUUGUGAAAUAUGGGCCAGCUCGGUGUUAUCAGCCACUAAGUGUUCAAAUAACUUGGGUCAAUAUUGAUUAAUGUUUGGCUGGCUUCUGUGUUGGUUAUUAAUAAAUUCCUUACUUCAGUACUUUUACAUUUUAAUGUUUAGUUGGCUGUGAGCCAGAAUAAAUUUCACCGUUGUGUUCUGCAUUCGUAAAUAUUUUGCUGAGAAUUUUCUUUACAACUCUAGACAUUUCCAUUUAUUUUACCACAUUCACGAUAUGUAUUUGUUUACACUUAUUUCAAAACUAAUUAAGUUAAGAACGGUUUGUAUAAGACAAAGCAAUAAAACGAAAGCCAUCUGUCAUCUAGAGAAUUCAAUGUUACCUUAUGUGCAAAUACUUAAAAAAAAAUAUCCAUUAUUUAAUAACGUGCCAUU